Messenger RNA from Ceratosolen solmsi marchali, 1446 nucleotides. RefSeq names its product Brix domain-containing protein peter pan (gene ppan). NCBI's taxonomy places the organism in Eukaryota, Metazoa, Arthropoda, Insecta, Hymenoptera, Agaonidae. Gene Ontology annotation, cellular component: preribosome, large subunit precursor. Gene Ontology annotation, biological process: ribosomal large subunit assembly; rRNA processing. The record is from RefSeq and is a predicted model, not a curated record. Gene Ontology annotation, molecular function: rRNA binding. Bases 92 to 1366 code for a protein of 424 amino acids. The transcript is spliced from 6 exons.
AAGUAUACAAUCUCGUAACUACCAACUAUUGAUAUUGAUAUUUGCUUUAAAUAAUAUAAAUACAAUAAAAUAAGGCUUACAAUUAGUAAAAAUGGGUCGAUUAAAAAAGGGACGAUGUGUGAAACGAAAUAAACAAAUUAACAAAAAUGAAAAAGAAGAACUUGUUCAAGCUCCACAUUCCUUUGUUGUUCAUCGAGGAUUACCUGGGAAUAAUAUUACUGAACUUACCAAGGAUUUUCGAAGAGUCAUGGAACCCUUUACCGCUAGCAUGUUAAAAGAACGGAAACGCAAUACAAUAAAAGAUUUUGUGUCCAUCGCUGGUAUUUUACAUGUAACUCAUAUUUCCAUUUUUUCACAAACCGAGCUUGGCUUCUAUUUAAAAAUUUGCAGAAUACCACGAGGACCAACGUUAAGUUUUAAAAUUGAAAGCUUUGCCUUGGCUCGUGACGUUGUUUCCACUACAAAGAAACAACUUGUUUUUGAAGAAGCUUUUAAACAUCCGCCAUUAAUUAUUAUGAAUAAAUUUAGUGGAGAAGGAAUGCACUUUAAGUUAAUGACUUCAAUGUUUCAAAAUAUGUUCCCUACAAUAAACUUAGUGAAAGUCAAUCUGAGUAAUAUGCGCCGUUGCGUUUGUCUGAAUUAUAAUCACGAUACAAAAUUAAUAGAUUUUAGGCAUUAUGCUAUUAAAGUUAUACCUGUUGGAUUGUCGAAAAGUGUGAAAAAAUUGGUCCAAGCCAAGAUACCAAAUCUGUCGCACUGCCAAGAUUUUGCUGAUUUUAUGAUAAAGCCAACGCUAUCAGAAAGCGAGGCCGAAGAUGAUCCAGCAAGUCACGUAACUUUACCACAAAAAUUAUCCUCUAGAGGAAAUCAUGAGAAAAGUACAAGUGCAAUUAGAUUAUACGAACUUGGACCAAGGCUUACAUUACAGUUAAUAAAAGUGGAAGAUGGACUGUUAGGAGGAGAAGUACUAUUUCAUGAACUUAUUAAUAAGACUGAAGAAGAAAAGAUACUAAUACAAAAGAAACGCGAACAAAAUAAAAAAUUGAAAGAGAAACGGAGGAAAAUACAAGACGAAAAUAAACUAAAGAAAGAGGCCAAAAAGCAAGAAUUGAAGGAAAAAUCACUUAAAGGCAUACAUAAGAAGAGAGAAAGUGAUAUUCUCAUGCAGAAAAUUGCGAAAGAGUCAUACGAAGCAAACAAAUCUGAUGACGACGACGAUGCACAAUAUUAUAGGGACGAGGUUGGCGAAGAACCAGAUAGUGAUCUCUUCAAAAGGACAAUUAAAAAUAAAAGAUCUUAUUCUCACUUUGAAAAGUACAAAAACAAAAAAAUUAAAGUGAAUCCCGAAAAUACGAAAGAAACAUAAUAGAAUUAGUAAAUCAAUGUCUAUAUUACUUGAACCAAUUGUCACUGUAAAUAUAUAAAAUAAUGUAAAAGUAUUUAAGC